Molecule: messenger RNA, 252 nt
Organism: Sphaeroforma arctica JP610
Lineage: Eukaryota; Ichthyosporea; Ichthyophonida
Exons: 3
Source: RefSeq, a predicted model, not a curated record
GAUGAUCACAUUGCGACACAAACCACUGUUGCGGAGAACAACGCGCUUGAGGCGAGUAUUCAGCACACCCAGAGUACCAGCAAGCCAGUACAAGAAAAUGCCACAGAUGAGACCCAGGGACCAGAGGUUACCAUGGCAACCGCCGCUCCUGCGAGCAGUGACGAUGAUUGGAGCUCAUCAGAGAAUGAUGACGACGAGGUUGCAGGUAGUUGCGACUUCAGCGACGGUAGCUUUGAAGACGGUAAGUGUUGA